AUGCCUAGCAUCAUCAAUUCACUGGAGUUCUGGGAAGAAAUACCCGCCUGGCAUGAGGUCUGCCUAUUGAAACGCCUAUUUCAAUCCUCUACAGACCAACAUACGUUCGCUGGAUCUUUCGAACCACUGUUGAAGAGAAAUCUGAUCAUCAUCACGCAGAUACUGCCAGCCGACGCAGCAAGGCGCCCAAAGCAUGAUCCUCCGGUACAGAGCGAUGGAAAACUCAUUAGGUUCGACCAAGAGCCCAUCUGGUAUCGGGAAAGAUUCUCUGCCUACAGCCAGAGGCACCUAGAUGGGGAGGCUCGGCGCCUGCGGACAAGCGAAAUAUCACUGCGUUACAUAUUCGCAGAAAAACUGAAAACUAUCACCCAUUUCUGCAGUGAUCCUUUGCUCGAUUUUGUCGAGGAACAUGUGGCAUCUGCUGUUGAGUUCGGAUUUGAGGAAAUGACGCCUGGUGGUCAAUGCAUUUACCCCAGCGAGUGGUUAGACGUCAUCAAUAGCUGGGUUAUGAGAUUGAAUCAGAAGGGUAACGUUCCUGCAUCGAGUCUUAACUCUAAUUGGGUCGAACUUUUAGAUGGAGUGUUUUGA
Molecule: messenger RNA, 588 nt
Organism: Fusarium mangiferae
Lineage: Eukaryota; Fungi; Ascomycota; Sordariomycetes; Hypocreales; Nectriaceae
Exons: 2
Coding region: 1-588 (195 amino acids)
Source: RefSeq, a predicted model, not a curated record